Stylophora pistillata is the source of this 1136-nucleotide messenger RNA. RefSeq lists its product as uncharacterized. The record is from RefSeq and is a predicted model, not a curated record. Gene Ontology annotation, molecular function: catalytic activity. NCBI's taxonomy places the organism in Eukaryota, Metazoa, Cnidaria, Anthozoa, Scleractinia, Pocilloporidae.
GCCGUUUCUAGUAUUAUUGAAGUUGACCUUCUACCUUCUUCGAGUAUAAUCGAGUUCUCCUCAUCAAAAUGACUGAAAGCAAGGGAACAGAAAAGCUUUACAAAGAGCCCGCUGUCCGUGUACCAACCCUCGCGCGUCUUUCUGAGAUCGCAAGUAGCUUGGGCCUAGAAAUGGGAGAGAGUGAGCUGAUGGCUUAUCGAGAGGCAAUUUCCAAUACUCUGGCUGAUACGUAUCAGCGGUUGUACGAGUUACCAGAUCCCAAACUGCCAGUGAAAUAUCCACGAACAUCAGGUUACAGACCAUCACCGGAAGACAACCCCUACAAUGCUUGGUAUUGGCGAUGUGAUAUAAGAGGAGCAUCAAGUGGCAAACUUCAUGGCAAGACUGUGGCUAUCAAAGACAAUACAUGUGUGGCAGGGGUACCCAUGAUGAAUGGCUCACUUACUUUGGAAGGAUUUGUCCCGGAUGUGGAUGCUACUGUAGUGUCCCAAAUAUUGGAUGCCGGUGGAAACAUAAUUGGGAAAAGUGUUUGCGAAGAUUUGUGUUGUAGCGGAGGCAGUUUUACUGCUGCCACUGGUCCUGUGGUUAAUCCACACAAUAACACGAGAAUGUGUGGAGGGUCAUCUUCAGGAUCUGCAGCUUUGGUGGCUGGAGGUCAAGUGGACAUGGCAACCGGUGGAGAUCAAGGAGGUUCUAUAAGGAUCCCUGCUGCCUGUUGCGGCAUUGUGGGACUGAAACCUACAUACGGGCUAGUUCCGUACACAGGCAUCAUGCCGAUAGAGUUUACUUUGGAUCAUACAGGACCUAUGGCCAGGACUGUGUAUGAUACAGCUCUGAUGUUGGAGGCUAUGGCUGGCUAUGACGGGGGACUUGACCCCAGGCAGCCACAAGAUCUCAAGGUGCCGAAGUAUACUUUGUGGGUAGGUCUUUUUUGGAAUUUCAUAUGCGAUGAAUCGAUCAUUUAUAUGAAACAGUGGAAAAUUGAACGUUCUGUGUCUCGUCCCUAGAUAAGAGUCUACCAAUUCAUUUUACUUUGUCUCGCUGAAUUAGCUUUUGUUCAGUUAGUUUAAGGAAGACUCCUCGCGGAGAGAGCCUGGAAAGACAAGAGGUGAUGUGGAAUUGAACCUGACUUUAUA